UUAUGAAUUCACAGGAAGCAGAAUUUUAUUUUACGCCGAAGUUUGCACGACAAACUUCAAUAAAUAAAAAAAAGGUUCACUUUAAUCUUCGUGACGUGCUUAAGGAGAUAACAAAACCUUUUGAAAAUAAAAAUAAUAAAGAAACUAAAAAGGAAGAAAUAAAAACUAUAAAAAGAAGUGAAUCCCAUCGAUUUUGCAAAUCUCCUGCAGAUAUCGAACUUUUGCCGGCAAAAAAUCCGCUCACUUACAGUAAAUCCGUCACAACUUCCCGAGCGGCGUUGUCUUUUUCGAGUUUUGCAACCUCAGCAAAGUUUACUAGAAUAACGCAUCCGCAGACUUAUAAGUCAAGCAUAAACCAUAAAAAUGUUAUAGUUAGACGUCCGUCUCACCAGAAGCAUCAAACUGCAGUGGCAAGAAGGCUCAAUAGUUUUCCUGCUUACGAUGUUGAAGAUCUUGAAAGUGAGCAAUAAACCACUUAGACCAACUUCUGAAGAUGCUGAAAUGCUUUCUAGUGAUAGUGGUAAGAGCGUCUUACUAAAGGCCUCCAUAACAGAUUGCAACGGAUGUGAAAGAAACUAUUCUGUUGGGGAUGACGACAUUAUUAGUUACGAGACGGAAGAAAAACCGGAACCUUCACUACUUGAGUUAAAGAAUAGUAUAAAUGAAAUCUCUAAAAAAUUUACAACUGCGCAAGAUGUAAACAUCCAAUCAUUAGCUUUAAAACCUCUACCAAUCACAUCAACGCGUUCUGAUAAACAGGAAACUCGUUUAAAGAAAAAAAAAUCAGAAAAACUUUUGAACUUUUUAAAAAUGAAAACCUGAAAUUGUUUGCUAUAAGAAAAAAUUUGAAGAGCGUUUGUCAAAAAAAAAAACAGCAG
Molecule: messenger RNA, 878 nt
Organism: Zophobas morio
Lineage: Eukaryota; Metazoa; Arthropoda; Insecta; Coleoptera; Tenebrionidae
Exons: 13
Coding region: 442-822 (126 amino acids)
Source: RefSeq, a predicted model, not a curated record